GUCGAGAAAACAUAAAAUUUUCUAUGAUUAGGCAAAAUACAACAAAAAUUACACAAAAAAUUGUUUGUUGGCUAAGGAGAAAUUGAAGGAAUAAGUCUUUGAGAGAGCCCAUCUCUCUCUCUCUCUCUCUCUCUCACCCUUUGCUUAUUCUCCUAUCAUCAUCAUAUCAUCAUCAUCUUCUUCUUCUUCAUUGCCAAAAUAGAGAGAGAGAGAGCCUAAACAGAGAGAAGGAGAGGGCGUAAAAGAGCAGACGGUGGCGCACCGUAGCACCGCCCCCUCCUAAACUGCGCCUAUCUUCUUCCUAAGCCAUUUUUUUAGUUUUCCGAUUUGAGGGAUAAUAAUAAGAAUUAUUCCUCUCCUCGUCUCUCAGAUGCAUUCACCUACAAAACUCUGGCAGACAUCAAAGGAACCCUAGCUGCUUAUCUCCGGUCUUACAUCGCCUCUCGGUGGUUUGAUUUGAAAUACAAGAAGAAGAAACGGAUUCGUCGUGGUCGUCUCAGGAUGCUUUGGAUCAUGAGAUUCUCCGGUUUAUUCUCCGCCGCUUUGGUCAUCAUCGUCCUUUCUCCUUCUCUCCAAUCCUUCCCCCCAGCGGAGGCUAUCAGAUCCUCUCACCUCGACGCUUACCUCCGCUCCGAUCCACCGCCGCAUAGAGUCUCCUUCAGAAAAGCUCCCGUGUUCCGCAAUGCGGCCGAUUGCGCCGCCGCCGACAUCGAGUCCGGCGUCUGUAACCCUUCCUUGGUCCACGUCGCCAUCACUCUCGAUUUCGAGUACCUCCGAGGGUCGGUGGCCGCCGUGCACUCGAUUCUGAAGCAUACGUCGUGUCCAGAGAGCGUCUUCUUCCAUUUCCUCGUCUCGGAGACUGGCCUAGAAUCCUUGAUUCGUUCGACUUUCCCCGAAUUGAGGUUCAAGGUUUACUACUUCGAUCCUGAGAUUGUGCGGACUCUCAUCUCCACCUCCGUGAGACAAGCGCUCGAGCAGCCGUUGAAUUACGCCAGAAACUACCUGGCUGGUCUCCUCGAGCCUUGCGUGCGUCGCGUGAUCUACCUGGAUUCCGAUCUCGUCGUCGUCGAUGACAUCGCCAAGCUCUGGAAGACGAAGCUGGGCUCGAAGACGAUCGGGGCCCCCGAGUACUGCCACGCCAACUUCACAAAGUAUUUCACGGCGGCGUUCUGGGCAGACGAGCGGUUCUCCGGGGCAUUCUCGGGGAGAAAGCCGUGCUACUUCAACACAGGGGUGAUGGUGAUGGAUCUAGAGAGAUGGAGGCGCGUGGGGUACACGGAGGUGAUAGAGAAAUGGAUGGAGAUUCAGAAGAGUGAUAGGAUAUACGAGCUGGGGUCGUUGCCGCCGUUCUUGCUGGUGUUCGCCGGAGAAGUAGCUCCGAUAGAGCAUCGGUGGAACCAGCACGGGCUAGGUGGAGAUAACGUGAGAGGAAGCUGUAGAGAUCUACAUCCAGGCCCGGUUAGCUUGCUUCAUUGGUCCGGUAGUGGUAAACCGUGGUUCCGGUUAGAUUCGAGACGGCCUUGUCCCCUUGAUUCCCUUUGGGCACCAUAUGACUUGUAUGGACGCUGAUGACCUCAUCAUCAUCAUCUCUCCUCUCCUCUGUUACAUUUUUUACAUAUUAUAGUCUCAGCUGGUAAAUUCUCUCAUCUCCUUCACCGGACAACCCAAACAUAUUUAUUCUUUCUUCUUUCUCCAAUUUUUUUUUUUAAUGAUUAAUGAUUUUUACAGACUUUUGGAAUUUGUUUCGUCCUCCUCUGUAUUCUAUUCGAUUGUUCUGUGCAUGAAAUAAUUUAUAAAAAGAAAAAAAAAAAAACUGAAAAGAAGAAGAAGAAGAAGAAGAUAGGAGAUACAUUCAGAUUUGUUGAGAAUCUUUGUUGUACAGACUUUUUUUUGUUUUAAUAUUACCAUUUAUAUAAUUCUUUCAUCUUGUUUUUACUUAAUUAUAACUAAUUAUCCCAUUAUAUAGUUUGUAGUGUGAUCCUAAUUAAAACAUAAGUAGGGGAUGAAAAGAUUCACGGACAGUAAUUGGUUUCCUCUUGCUCUGCAAUGUUUGUAGUCUAUAGUUUUUCCUUCCUAUUGGAAAAUGAUAUGGAAACAUGGCAAAAGGCAAAGAGGAAGAAGGACACGACACUUCGGACGUCUAUGGUUCUAUUUUUUUAAAAGAAGAUGGUGUGUCGGUCUCUUUGCUUACUUCACUUUUUUAUCUUCUUCUUUUUUUUGUUCUUUUUAGAGCUUCGACUCUUCAUUAGUGGGGAGUGAAUAUAAUAGAGAGCUUUGAAAUUGAUAUGUACAUGUUAUAUGUAAACCUUAUGAUGAUGGCAUAAAGCGUCGUCACACUUUGAUU
This is a messenger RNA of Capsella rubella, 2344 nucleotides long. Its product is annotated as probable galacturonosyltransferase-like 7. Gene Ontology annotation, molecular function: glycosyltransferase activity. The record is from RefSeq and is a predicted model, not a curated record. Lineage: Eukaryota; Viridiplantae; Streptophyta; Magnoliopsida; Brassicales; Brassicaceae. The coding region runs from base 502 to 1569 and encodes 355 amino acids. Gene Ontology annotation, cellular component: Golgi apparatus. The transcript is spliced from 2 exons.